CGAAAUCAUGUGUCUUUCUUUUCACUUGUUUGCGGUAGCGGAGAGUUUCAAUAUGGCCGAUACGGUCUAGAAAAAUUUUGUCCAUAGAAAAAGAAGGUAUUUUAUGAUUGAUAAAGUGAUCUUUCCGGUGGAAGACAUGCCAACUGGUCUGUAAUAUGAGCAAACUGUUGUUAUUUGACAACUUUUGAGAUCUGUCCGAGAUAUUGUUCCAACAACAGUUGACCCACAGUUGUGUGAAUGACCAAGCUAGGAGCUAUGAAACAUGGACAUGGACAUGGACACCAAUGUGGGUGUGGCAAGCAGAGACUUCCCACUGCAGUACCUCACUCAAUCCCCAGGAGGAGUGGUUUUGCAUUUAUCCAGGUGGUGAGCAGGUUUGCCAUCGAUGUGUUGGUGAGGUGCUGGGCGCUGUGCAGCACGGGACUGCUGGCAGUGCUGCUCUUCUAUUGGCUGUACGGAGGAUGGGUGGCCUCCAUCGUGGUCUGGAUCUCCAUAUUUGGAAUCUUCUACAACUACCAAGACUACCUCCUGUACUACCCUGAGGUGCCCAAAUCCUCGCGACUGCUGGUUCAGUCUCCCCAGGGGUGGAACGUACCCUUUGAGAGCCUCUUCAUAAAGGCCAGGGAUGGGACCAGGCUGCAUGCACUAUUACUCAAACAGCCAGAGGGCCUCGCUGCAACCGCACCCACUGUGCUGUUCCUCCAUGGAAAUGCCGGGAAUAUUGGACAUAGGUUAGUGAAUGCAGUGGCCUUGUAUGCAGCAGUAUCAGUUAAUGUUUUACUGCUGGAGUACAGAGGGUAUGGCAAGAGUGAUGGCUCACCUUCAGAAACAGGUUUAUAUUUAGAUGCAGAGGCAGCUGUGGACUUCCUUUACAGUAGAGCGGACAUAAACCAGAGAAAAAUCGUGGUCUUCGGCCGCUCUCUCGGAGGCGCCGUGGGAGUCCACCUAGCGACCCAUUCCGUCUUCAGGGAGAGAAUAUUCGCCGUCAUACUAGAGAACACCUUUACCAGCAUACCACACAUGGCCACUAUUAUAUUUUCUAUGAAGAGGAUAUUGAAAUGGGUUCCAGUAUGGAUGUAUAAAAAUCAGUUUCUUUCUAUCAAGAAGAUUGGACAGUGUAGCCGACCGACUCUGUUUGUCUCAGGGCUCGCAGAUCAGCUCAUCCCUCCAUACAUGAUGCAGCUUAUGUUCCAGGAGUCAGGGUCAGUGUACAAGAGGAUGUGUACCUUCCCUACAGGAACACACAAUGAGACCUGGCAGUGUGAUGGGUACUGUGAUGUCAUCAGGAGAUUCCUACAGGAGGUGUCCCAGGCCCAUGGAUUAGAAGACACAGAUGGAAUAGUUCAUGACCAUACAAUUUUAGAUAUAUAAAAAGGUCUAACAAUUUUCAGUAAAGUACAGAGACAUGCUCUUAAGGUAUCUCGGUUGGCUAAAUUGGCAUUUUGACCUUCCAUUGUUUUCUCAUUAAUGAAUUCAGAAAGAAUUGAGCCGUAACGAAUAUUGAUAAAUAGGCAUUAAAAAAAUCU
Branchiostoma floridae (Florida lancelet) is the source of this 1526-nucleotide messenger RNA. RefSeq names its product protein ABHD13-like. NCBI's taxonomy places the organism in Eukaryota, Metazoa, Chordata, Leptocardii, Amphioxiformes, Branchiostomatidae. Bases 238 to 1371 code for a protein of 377 amino acids. The transcript has 8 exons. Gene Ontology annotation, cellular component: membrane. The record is from RefSeq and is a predicted model, not a curated record. Gene Ontology annotation, molecular function: palmitoyl-(protein) hydrolase activity.